Messenger RNA from Amaranthus tricolor (Joseph's coat), 2290 nucleotides. RefSeq names its product cyclin-T1-3-like. The record is from RefSeq and is a predicted model, not a curated record. Gene Ontology annotation, molecular function: cyclin-dependent protein serine/threonine kinase activator activity. Lineage: Eukaryota; Viridiplantae; Streptophyta; Magnoliopsida; Caryophyllales; Amaranthaceae. The coding region runs from base 140 to 1957 and encodes 605 amino acids. Gene Ontology annotation, biological process: regulation of transcription by RNA polymerase II; positive regulation of DNA-templated transcription, elongation. The transcript is spliced from 7 exons. Gene Ontology annotation, cellular component: cyclin/CDK positive transcription elongation factor complex; nucleus.
CUCAAAAAAAAAAAAAAAGGACAAACAGUAUAGUAUAUACAUAAACAUAAAAGUUGAAGUAAUAGAAUAAGGAGUGCCGCCGGCGCAUUUGUUAAAACCCUAACGGGAAUCUCUAAGUCUACAACCGCCAUUGGCGACGAUGGCCAGUUUACUUUCUGGAGAUUCCUCGUAUGUCGGACCUUCUGAAGUGGUUUCGCGUAGAAUUUCCCAAGAGAAGCCUGAGGAUGGUGGCCGGUGGUACUUUUAUAGGAAAGAAAUUGAAGAGAAUUCUCCAUCUAGGCGUGAUUGUAUUGAUUUGAAAAAGGAAACCUACCUGCGCAAAUCAUACUGCACUUUUCUACAAGAUUUAGGGAUGAGACUCAAAGUACCUCAGGUGACAAUUGCAACAGCUAUUAUUUUUUGCCACCGGUUUUAUCUCCGUCAGUCCCAUGCGAAGAAUGAUAGAAGGACGAUAGCGACAGCUUGUAUGUUUCUUGCUGGGAAGGUUGAAGAAACCCCACGCCCAUUGAAGGAUGUCAUCCUUGUUUCCUAUGACAUCAUGAAUAAAAAGGAUCCUGUGGCUGUCCAGAAGAUUAAGCAAAAAGAGGUAUAUGAACAACAAAAAGAGCUAAUUCUACUGGGGGAAAGGGUUGUACUUGCAACUCUUGGUUUUGAUCUUAACGUGCAACAUCCAUAUAAACCUCUUGUUGAGGCUAUAAAGAAAUUCAAGGUUGCACAGAAUGCUCUUGCCCAGGUUGCAUGGAAUUUUGUCAAUGAUGGGCUGCGGACAUCUCUUUGUUUGCAAUUUGAGCCCCAUCACAUAGCAGCAGGUGCCAUCUUCCUUGCUGCCAAGUUCCUUAAAGUUAAACUUCCUUCAGAUGGAGAGAAGGUCUGGUGGCAAGAGUUUGAUGUCACCCCACGUCAAUUGGAGGAAGUCAGCAAUCAGAUGUUGGAAUUGUAUGAACAGAACAGAGCACCACAAAACCAAGCUAGUGAGGCUGAGGGAAGCAUAGCCGGAGGUGCUACAAAUCGACCAAUGACAAGAAAUUCAACUGAAGAGCAAUUACCAACUAGCAGUAUUUCUCAAGCUGAAGUUUCCAUAAAAGCAGGAACCUCGAAGCCUCCUAACACUCAUCAGUUGUCUGAUCAUUCAAAUAAACCCUCUGGACCCUCUACAGGCUCCCAUAAUCGGAGUAAUGACUAUGGAAAUUCAGAUCACAAGCUCCAUGGAGAAUCAAGGGCUGUGGAGCCCUCUGUGUACCGGGAGAACUUUAUGGAGGGUCAAAAUACGAAAACUGGCUCUGAGUGGAACAGUAGUGAGGAUAUCAAAGAAAACAACAAUGGGGGAAAUAGGGCAAGAGAAAGAGAUUUGAAAGAUAAAUACCACAUCAAUAACGUAGAAUCUAAAGAAGCUGGAAAAGCUCAGUCGCCAUCCGAAAUGAUUGAGAAAAUAGAUACAAACAAAUUGAAGGAAUUGCGUGAAAAGAGAAGGAAGUCCCGGGGAGAUGUGCUUCGCAAGAAAGACUUGAUGGAUGAGUAUGAUCCCAUUGUGAAGGAGCUAGAAGAAGGGGUUGAGUUGGCAGCUGCUGAGAGCGAGAAAAUAAAACAGGAAAAGAAGCAGAAUUGGACUCAGCCCUCCACCCGACUAGAUAGUGAUAGUUCACAUAAUAUUAAACCUCUUGAGACACCCGGAGACCGGCAUCAUUUGGGCUCAAAGAACCUGAAGUAUCAUGGACUUGAUGUUGAGAAUGUAGAAGAAGGUGAAGUGUCUACAAUAGAUGAUUCUAACUGGGAUUAUGAAUCACCAAAAUCCAAUGAUAGGAAGAGAAAGGGUGGGAGCUCACCAGACAAAACAAGUGAUGGAAAGAGAUGGCGUGAUAGUAUGCCAGGGGAUUUUCCUGAAGAGAAAAGGAGGAUUGGCCACCUUGGUUAUCCUGAUAGGGAUCAUAAAAGACAUGUUCCGGAAAACCAUACCUGAAUUUUGUUUAUUUUCCAUGAAGGUUGUUAGCCGGCCUGCAUAUUGUUUGUAGUAGAGGCUUAGAUCAGCAUGCAGCUACUUGAUUGAAAUAUAUGUACGUGCAAAAUGCCAUUUUUUUGUGCUGCUUCAAGUUGUUGAUUAGGUUUCCAGCGAGCUUUAUUUGUAUUAAAAAAGAGAGAAAAGUCUGAGUCUCACUGGUCAAAAUUUUGCUGUUAAGUUUAUUAUUUCUAUGGCGUCUUUAUCACAUGUUUUCCUUUUGUUCUUUUGAUUGGAUGAUUAACCAUGGGUCACUAUGAUGAUAAUAAUUGGAACAAGUUGUCUUGUGUGCUCAAA